Porites lobata is the source of this 885-nucleotide messenger RNA. The record is from the annotation of a GenBank genome assembly. Lineage: Eukaryota; Metazoa; Cnidaria; Anthozoa; Scleractinia; Poritidae.
CCUUCAUUUGCCUUCAUACACCUUCGUCUACCCCCAUUCGCCUUCAUUUGCCUUCAUACACCUUCAUCUACCCCCAUUAGCCUUCAUUUGCCUUCAUACACCUUCAUCUACCCCCAUUUGCCUUCAUUUACCUUCAUACACCUUCAUCUACCCCCAUUAGCCUUUAUUUACCUUCAUACACCUUCAUCUACCUCCAUUAGCCUUUAUUUACCUUCAUACACUGUCAUCCACCCCUAUUAGCCUUCAUUAACCUUCAUACACCUUCAUCUACCCCCAUUAGCCUUCAUUAACCUUCAUACACCGUCUCUACCCCCAUUAGCCUUCAUUUACCUUCAUACACCUUCAUCUACUCCCAUCAGCCUUCAUUAACCUUCAUACACCGUCAUCUAUCCCCAUUAGCCUUCAUUUACCUUCAUACACCUUCAUCUACCCCCACUAGCCUUCAUUAACCUUCAUACACCUUCAUCUACCGCCAUUAGCCUUCAUUAACCUUCGAUUUCAUGGGAUUUCAUACACCUUCAUCUACCCUCAUUAGCCUUCACUUACCUUCAUACACCGUCAUCCACCUCCAUUAGCCUUCAUUAACCUUCAUACACCUUCAUCUACCUCCAUUAGCCUUCAUUUACCUUCAUACACCGUCAUCUACCUCCAUUUGCCUUCAUACACCUUCAUCUACCUCCAUUAGCAUUCAUUUACCUGCAUACACCUUCAUCUAACCCCAUUAGCCUUCACUUACCAUCAUACACCGUCAUCUACCUCCAUUUGCCUUCAUUUGCCUUCAUACACCUUCGUCUACCUCCAUUAGCAUUCAUUUACCUGCAUACACCUUCACCUACCCUCAUUAGCCUUCACUUACCGUCAUACACCGUCAUCCACCUCCAUUAG